AUGUCAUCCAGGCCUUUUGAAAGUCCACCUCCUUAUAGACCUGAUGAAUUCAAACCGAAUCAUUAUGCACCAAGCAAUGACAUAUAUGGUGGAGAAAUGCAUGUUCGGCCAAUGCUCUCUCAGCCUGCGUAUUCUUUUUACCCAGAAGAUGAAAUUCUUCACUUCUACAAAUGGACAUCUCCUCCAGGAGUGAUUCGUAUUCUGUCUAUGCUCAUUAUUGUGAUGUGUAUUGCUAUAUUUGCCUGUGUUGCCUCCACACUUGCCUGGGACAGAGGCUAUGGAACUGGCUUACUAGGAGGUGGUUUUGGCUACCCUUAUGGAGGAAGUAGCUUUGGUGGCUAUGGAGGCAGCUAUGGCUAUGGUUAUGGCUACGGUUAUGGCUAUGGAGGAGGCUAUACGGAUCCAAGAGCGGCAAAGGGCUUCCUGUUGGCCAUGGCUGCCUUUUGUUUCAUUGCCUCAUUGGCAAUAUUUGUUACCAGUGUUAUAAGAUCUGAAAUAUCCAGAACAAGAGGAUAUUACUUGACUGUGAUAAUAGUGAGUGCUAUCCUAGGUAUCCUGGUGUUUAUUGCCACAAUUGUCUAUAUAAUGGGAGUCAACCCAACUGCCCAGGCUUCUGGAUCUUUAUAUAGUUCACAAAUAUAUGCCCUCUGCAACCAGUUCUAUACACCUGCAGUUACUGGAAUCUAUGUGGAUCAGUAUUUGUAUCACUACUGUGUGGUGGAUCCCCAGGAGGCUAUUGCCAUUGUGCUAGGAUUCAUGAUUAUUGUGGCUUUUGCUUUAAUAAUUUUCUUUGCUGUGAAAACUCGAAGAAAGAUGGACCGGUAUGACAAGUCCAAUAUUUUGUGGGACAAAGAACACAUUUAUGAGGAACAGCCACCCAAUGUGGAAGAAUGGGUUAAAAACGUGUCUGCAGGCACACAAGACAUACCUCCACCCCCAUCUGACUACGUGGAGAGAGUCGAUAGUUCCAUGGUGUACUCUUCCAAUGACAAAGUGAAUGGCAAGCGGUCAUAUCCAGAGUCUUCCUAUAAGUCAACACCACCGGUGCCUGAAGUGGCUCAGGAGCUUCCCCUCACUUCACCCAUGGAUGACUUCAGACAGCCUCGAUACAGCAGCAGUGGUAACUUAGAGACACCUUCAAAAAGGGCUCCCACUAAGGGAAGAGCAGGAAAGCCCAAGAGAAUAGAGCAAGAUCACUAUGAGACAGACUACACGACGGGUGGAGAAUCCUGUGAUGAGCUGGAGGAGGACUGGAUCAGGGAAUAUCCACCCAUCACUUCAGAUCAACAAAGACAACUCUACAAGCGAAAUUUUGACACUGGCCUGCAGGAAUACAAGAGCUUACAAGCAGAACUUGACGAGGUCAAUAGAGAACUCUCUCAUCUAGAUAAAGAAUUGGAUGACUAUAGAGAAGAAAGUGAAGAGUACAUGGCUGCUGCUGAUGAAUACAAUAGACUGAAGCAAGUUAAGGGAUCUGCAGAUUACAAAAGAAAGAGAAAUUACUGCAAACAGUUGAAGAGUAAAUUGUCACACAUCAAGAAGAUGGUUGGAGACUAUGAUAGACGGAAAACUUAG
This is a messenger RNA of Marmota flaviventris (yellow-bellied marmot), 1575 nucleotides long. RefSeq names its product occludin. Gene Ontology annotation, cellular component: bicellular tight junction; cytoplasmic vesicle; apical plasma membrane. The record is from RefSeq and is a predicted model, not a curated record. Gene Ontology annotation, biological process: bicellular tight junction assembly. NCBI's taxonomy places the organism in Eukaryota, Metazoa, Chordata, Mammalia, Rodentia, Sciuridae.